GUACAAAGUUAAUGGUUCAGUGAGGGCUUCAGAUCUUUUACGCACUGCUUGGUUAGAAUUUGGCCAUAUUCUUGUUCCGAAAGAUCGAAAUAUAAAUACAACAACUAUGGAUAGCGAAGACGAAACCCGGUCAAUGGACGUGGAUAUUGCUGCUUUCUCACCUAUCGAGAAGGGGAAGGGAAGAGCUGUCGGUCAACCCUUAGAUGAUGAAAUGCUUCCAUGGGUUGAGAAGUAUCGUCCAGUGACUUUAGACGAUGUGGUCUCCCACAAGGAUAUAACUACCACAAUUGAGAAGUUCAUAGAUAAGAAUCGACUACCACACCUCUUGUUUUAUGGACCGCCAGGUACUGGAAAAACAUCUACCAUCCUCGCCGUCGCACGCCGAAUUUAUGGACCAGAGUAUCGCAAACAAAUUCUCGAGCUCAAUGCUUCUGAUGAUCGAGGUAUAGACGUGGUUCGCGAACAGAUUAAGCAAUUCGCAGAAACACGUACCUUGUUUGCAAGAGGCUUCAAACUUAUUAUCUUAGAUGAAGCCGACAUGAUGACACAACAAGCACAAGCUGCUUUGCGCCGCGUGAUAGAACAAUAUACUAAAAAUGUUCGGUUUUGCAUUAUCUGCAAUUAUGUGAACAAGAUUGCACCCGCAAUACAAAGUCGAUGUACUCGCUUCCGUUUUUCCCCUUUACCAAUAGUAGAGGUGGAAAAACGUAUAGGAACGGUAAUAGAGGCUGAACACGUAAAAUUGACUGAAGAUGGCAAGAAAGCGUUGCUCAAGCUCUCUAAAGGGGACAUGCGCAGGGCUCUCAACGUUUUGCAAGCUUGUCAUGCCGCUUACGAUUCCGUGGGGGAAACAGAAAUAUACAACUGUACUGGGAACCCACAUCCAUCUGAUAUCGAGAACAUAGUUAACUCUAUGCUCUCCGAUGAGUUUACAACGUCAUAUCAAAUGAUUUCCACGAUGAAAACGGAACGUGGACUUGCAUUGCAAGAUCUGAUCUCUGGCGCGUAUGAAUACAUUGAGACCAUUGAAUUCAAGCCUCAAGCCCGGAUUUACCUACUCGAUUAUCUUGCUACUACGGAACACAGAUUAUCUGCCGGUGCCAGUGAGAAGAUACAGCUCUCUGCCAUGUUGGGUGCAUUCAAAAAUGCAGUGGAAUUGUCGGCAAGGUGAUUCACUAUGAGUUUCCCGAUCUGAUUUUCGUUCAGUAUGUUUGAAUGAAAGUCUGGGACCGACAAGCUUGAAAUUUCCCAUAUUGUUGUAGUUAUUAUACCACGGAAGGUCUGUUGAAGGAGACAAGUAUCAUCCCACUCUUGUUUCGAGGGUCGUCAAUUAGAUUAAUCUAUGACUAUGGAUGUUGCAACUGCCCUAUUAGUCACGUGCACGCAUUAUUGACUUUAGUGCUAAAUCCAGGUUAGGGUUUGACUAC
Molecule: messenger RNA, 1427 nt
Organism: Serpula lacrymans var. lacrymans S7.9
Lineage: Eukaryota; Fungi; Basidiomycota; Agaricomycetes; Boletales; Serpulaceae
Exons: 7
Coding region: 107-1171 (354 amino acids)
Biological process (GO): DNA repair; DNA-templated DNA replication
Cellular component (GO): Elg1 RFC-like complex; nucleus; Ctf18 RFC-like complex
Molecular function (GO): ATP binding; DNA clamp loader activity; ATP hydrolysis activity
Source: RefSeq, a predicted model, not a curated record